AUGUCGCACGCCUCACCGAACGUCAGUCUGACAUCUCAGGCCGACUCGCCUCCUCCUUGGCAUCUUGAGCUGGCAUCCCUGCUGCAGCGCUUCUGGGAACUCGAGGACGUUCCACAGGCCCACCGGCAGGCCCCCAACGACGUCGAAUGUGAACGCAGCUUCGCUGACCAUGGCCGGGCUGAGGACGGGCGCUACGUCGUGCGCCUGCCUCUAAAGCAAGGGGGCUUGCAGCUCCUCGGUGAUAGUUGUCAGAGCGCCCUGGCCUCGUUGACUGCGCUGCAGCACCAGCUACAGAGAGCCCCCGAGAUGGCCGUCGAAUACACCAAGUUUAUGGCCGAUUAUCUCGCUUUGGGUCACAUGAGGCCUCUCACUAGCGCUCAGUUGGCCGGGUCGUCCCACCCCGCUCAUUACAUCCAGCAUCAUAGCAUAUGGCAGCAUAGUGACCAGGGCCAAAAGCUGCGCGUUGUCUUUAACGCUUCACAUCCAACUUCGAGCGGCUGCAGUCUAAACGAUGUCCUGCACGCCGGGCCCCGACUUCAAACGGCCUUACCUCACGUGUUACUUCGCUGGCGCCGACAUCGUAUCGCCUUCUGCAGCGACGUUCAAAUGAUGUUCCGCCAGAUCUGGAUCGAUGACCGAGACGUCGACUUGCAGCGGAUCGUUUGGAGCGCGGACCCUCGAGAGCCGCCCACGCACUACCAGUUGCUCACUGUCACAUACGGCGCGUCGUGCUCUCCGUAUCUUUCCCUACGUACCAUCCAGCAGCUGUGCGAGGACGAGGGCUCCCGUUGGCCCGAUGCGGUGCCCGUUGUUAUGCGCGACCGCUACGUCGAUGACAUUCUCUCUGGAGCCGAUAGUCUCGACACUGCGCGACACCUCCGUGACCAGUUGAUCGGCCUCAUGCAAGCUGGCGGUUUUCCGCUCCGGAAGUGGGUCGCGAGCACACCAGAGCUGCUCGAGGAUCUUCUGCCCGAUGUUCGCUUGCGCCCCGCCUGGGAUCAGCUCGGCGCUGAGGGCCUUGUUAGCGAGCUGGGCGUUGGUUGGGAUCCCCCGGUCGAUCGCCUUCGCCUGACUCCGGUCGUCGUGCAACGCCAGACUACGAAGAGGACCAUGCUCGCGGCGCUUGCAAGCGUCUUCGACCCAUGUGGUUGGCUUGCGCCAAUCACUUUGAACGCGAAAUUGCUGCUGCAGGAUCUUUGGCGGGCUCACCUCGACUGGGACGAAACAGUACCAUCGUCCAUGGUCCGGCGCUGGAUGGACUUUGUGUCUGAGCUCCAAAUUGAUCAGGAAGGCAUCAUAAGAGGCGUAGACUUCGAGUUAAAAGAUUGUGAAAUUUUACAAGAUAUGACAUCUAGUGCAAAAAUACACUGCGUAAAACGCAUUAACGGGAAAAAUCCUAUGUCUUCUAAAGAUCAAGGACAACCGAGAUAUAUCCCCACUAAGUCAGUAGUGAUCUCAUUCCAAGGUCAGGACCUUUCUAAGUGUGGGAAAGAUAAACAUGAAGAUAAAUGUACUGAGAAGGUUAGGUGUGCGUCGUGCAAUGGUGAUCAUCCAGCUCUGGCCAGCUCCUGUCCAACAAUUCAAAAGGAACGUGCCAUUCAAAGAGUGAUAGCCUACUAA
Messenger RNA from Copidosoma floridanum, 1620 nucleotides. RefSeq lists its product as uncharacterized. Lineage: Eukaryota; Metazoa; Arthropoda; Insecta; Hymenoptera; Encyrtidae. The record is from RefSeq and is a predicted model, not a curated record.